AUGGCAGAAGAAAAAAUUAAUAAAAUUUCUGUAAAGGAAGGCGAAGAAGAGGGAUAUUUAAUAUUAGAGGAAGAAGAAGAACAACUUCUUCCCCAGCCUCAAUCCCAACAACAAAAAAUUUUACUUCAAAAACUUUUAAGCAAUAAACCGUCAAUUCCAGAUUCUAAAAAAAGAAUUUUAGUCCCUCCACCUCCCUUGCUUUUAAAAAAGUCAAUGAGAGCACAUUCAGAUUUGGAAAAUUUAUUAAAGGCGGGGCAACAAAUUGCUAAAAGAGAUCCUGGAUUUAGACGCUUGAGUGGGUAUUUUAUUUAA
Meloidogyne enterolobii is the source of this 312-nucleotide messenger RNA. Lineage: Eukaryota; Metazoa; Nematoda; Chromadorea; Rhabditida; Meloidogynidae. The record is from the annotation of a GenBank genome assembly.